Molecule: messenger RNA, 502 nt
Organism: Musa acuminata subsp. malaccensis (wild Malaysian banana)
Lineage: Eukaryota; Viridiplantae; Streptophyta; Magnoliopsida; Zingiberales; Musaceae
Product: photosystem I reaction center subunit N, chloroplastic
Biological process (GO): photosynthesis
Cellular component (GO): chloroplast photosystem I
Source: RefSeq, a predicted model, not a curated record
CCCAAGGCUCGUGCAGGUGAGCGUGAGGAAGUAGGGGGCGAGGGAAGACGAGCUGCAUUGAUCGGCCUUGCUGCUGCCCUCUUCACCACGGCGGCUGCCACCUCCUCGGCGAAUGCCGGCGUCAUUGAUGAGUACCUCGAGAGAAGCAAAGCUAACAAGGAGCUGAAUGACAAAAAGAGGUUGGCAACCAGCGGAGCAAAUUUCGCACGAGCAUACACAGUAGAAUUUGGCACAUGCAAGUUCCCUGAGAACUUCACUGGCUGUCAAGAUCUGGCUAAGCAAAAGAAAGUACCUUUCAUCACUGAUGAUCUGGAGAUCGAGUGCGAAGGCAAGGACAAGUACAAGUGUGGAUCUAACGUCUUCUGGAAAUGGACCAAGUAGAACAGCUUGUAGUUCUCAUUGCAGUGUGUACCCAAUUACUUUCUAUGAACAGCAUUUAUGUUCCGUCAAUCUUUUUCAACUCUGAUAGAUGAUGAUAUCAUGAUAACACCCAAUUCGGCAA